AUGCCAAUAAUUACAGAUACAGUUAGACUUCAUAUAAUAGAAAAUGGCCCAAAAUUAAUAGACAAUAUUGAUCAAUACACUUUUCUAUUGGCGGAUGACGGGAGACGAUUUAACUUUAAAUGGUUUUAUAAGAAACUUCCCAAUGGUGAAGAUGUAAAACGCCAAUGGAUAAUGUAUAGUUGUUCAAAAAAUGCUAUAUUUUGUUUUCCCUGCAUAUUAUUUUCAAAAGACAAAUAUUCCACAUUUUCUAACUCUUUAGACGGAUUUUAUGAUUGGAAACAUUUAAAUCCAUUUAUACCUGCUCAUGAAAAUAAUGUCCAACACAGAAAAUGUUUUAUGGAGUGUAAAGAGAUAGAGAAACGUUUAAAAAACGGAAAAACAAUAGAUAAUUUCAUACAAAAAGCUGUAAAUAUCGAUGAGGAAAAAUGGUGCAAUAUUUUAAAAAUCAUAAUUGACUUUAUUCUUUUCUGUGCAAAAAAUAAUCUUGCUCUUCGAGGCACUUCAGAUAAAAUAGAGGAUGCAAAUAGUGGAAUGUCAAAUGCAUUGGCGUUUUAA
Molecule: messenger RNA, 555 nt
Organism: Sipha flava (yellow sugarcane aphid)
Lineage: Eukaryota; Metazoa; Arthropoda; Insecta; Hemiptera; Aphididae
Product: zinc finger MYM-type protein 5-like
Exons: 1
Coding region: 1-555 (184 amino acids)
Source: RefSeq, a predicted model, not a curated record